Molecule: messenger RNA, 972 nt
Organism: Procambarus clarkii (red swamp crayfish)
Lineage: Eukaryota; Metazoa; Arthropoda; Malacostraca; Decapoda; Cambaridae
Source: RefSeq, a predicted model, not a curated record
AUGGAAUCACUUUUGGGUCAUUCUUUGGAUGACGAGCUGCGGGCUCGUGUGGCCAGCGGUGUGGCCAGCAGUGUGGCCAGCAGUGUGGCCAGCAGUGUGGCCAGCGGUGUGGCCAGCAGUGUGGCCAGCGGUGUGGCCAGCAGUGUGGCCAGCAGUGUGGCCAGCAGUGUGGCCAGCAGUGUGGCCAGCAGUGUGGCCAGCGGUGUGGCCAGCAGUGUGGCCAGCAGUGUGGCCAGCAGUGUGGCCAGCAGUGUGGCCAGCAGUGUGGCCAGCGGUGUGGCCAGCAGUGUGGCCAGCGGUGUGGCCAGCAGUGUGGCCAGCAGUGUGGCCAGCAGUGUGGCCAGCGGUGUGGCCAGCAGUGUGGCCCGCAGUGUGGCCAGCAGUGUGGCCAGCAGUGUGGCCCGCAGUGUGGCCAUGAGUGUGGCCAGCGGUGUGGCCAGCAGUGUGGCCAGCAGUGUGGCCCGCAGUGUUGUAUUGUUGACAGGUUAUGAGGUCCGAAAAGUCGUCACAACCUCGAGUCCGUCACAACCUCGAGUCCGUCACAACCUCGAGUCCGUCACAACCUCGAGUCCGUCACAACCUCGAGUCCCUCACAACCUCGAGUCCCCCACAACCUCGAGUCCGUCACAACCUCGAGUCCGUCACAACCUCGAGUCCGUCACAACCUCGAGUCCCUCACAACCUCGAGUCCCUCACAACCUCGAGUCCGUCACAACCUCGAGUCCGUCACAACCUCGAGUCCCCCACAACCUCGAGUCCGUCACAACCUCGAGUCCGUCACAACCUCGAGUCCGUCACAACCUCGAGUCCGUCACAACCUCGAGUCCCUCACAACCUCGAGUCCGUCACAACCUCGAGUCUCUCACAACCUCGAGUCCCCCAAAACCUCGAGUCCCCCACAACCUCGAGUCCGUCACAACCUCGAGUCCCUCACAACCUCGAGUCCGUCACAACCUCGAGUCCCUCACAUGA